GUGCACUAAUUUAUGGUUUAUUUGCUUUCGUAGGGAAUAUAUUUCGCCGAUAUGUUCGCCAAAAGUCAGUCCUACUGUUCUACCGGUGCGUUCGGCGCCGACUCUUACGGACAAAAGUUUGCGUUUUUAUGCGAAGUAUCGUUGGGUGCCGUACAGGACGUCCGCACCCGAGACCUGUCCGACAAACCAUUUGUGUUGAACGCCGACAGACAUAGCGUGAAGACAUCGCACACUCAACACAUACCGGACCCGCAGUCCUGUGUCUACUGGAAAGGUCGUACCGUUCCGAUGGGCGCACCCGUACGCCAACAACAGUCCGAUGCCAGCGACGUGUAUAAUGAACUGAAUUAUAACGAGUAUAUUGUGUUCAAUAGCCAACAAACGUGUUUAAGAUAUUUGAUUCAAUUCGAUGACUGAACGCCUGUCCAUUGCCGGUAAACUGUCGUUCCCAUCGCUCUCAUAGGCUGUCAACUCAUUAUCUCUGUCUCUCUCUCUCUCUCACCGCUCACUCACAGACACUAUAUAUUUGUCUCUUGAUGUCUAUAUCUUGUAAACAUAACACAUGUUUUAUUGUGGCAUUUAUUGUGUGUUUUUACGGCUACCGUUCCGCUACUGUUAUUGUCAUUCGUUGUGAUGAUUGCAUUCAUGACAUCCAUCGACACCAAUUGUCACAACAGAUCAGUUGAUAUGAUAUGCGAAAUACGACAACAAAAUUGAUUUGAAAAUAGACACAAAAAAGACUAAACAAAACAAAUUGUUUUGCAUCUUUUAAUUACAAUUAUUUCCCAAAAACUAACGAUUCAGUCGAGUAUAUCAUGUCUGAGAUUAAGAUUUUUUAAAAAUUGAAUAAUUAUUUGAUUUGCUAUUUUUGUCACAUAUUUGAUAUGCUUUUUGUGCAAAGCCAUGGGUGGCUGGGAAUGGGAGGCCUGUGCUUAUAAAUAUAACCCCCCACUGGUCACAGACAACCCGUAAACCCCACCAAUAAUAUAAUUGUGUAAAAUAUAAGUCAAUUCUAGAGCUCAUACGGCAGGGGUUUGUGAUUAAUAACAGUUAUGGCUCAAUAGGACAGGGAGUUGUGAUUAUGUCUGCCUUCAACUCUACCCGAGACCCCCUUACCGGCCAUUACCACUCGGGGGGAGGGCUAACCCGUGGGGUUACCGAUAGGUUUAGCUUAGCGUUAUUUAUAGGAAUACUGUAGUAGUGUUUGUCACUCGAUGUGUAUUAAGAAGGGGGUGUCAAAGGUGUCGGUGCUCACAAACCACGUGCUCAGCCAUUUGUUAUAUAGUAUAAUCAGGGCCACACUUUACCCCCGAUCCACAACCCUCUGCUCCCCCCGACCCACUAAUCCAUGGCUUUAAUCGUAUAAAAUCGGAAACUAAGCGACAAAUUAAUGAUUUUAAGUGUGAAUACGAAAUACUGACAAAACAAAACAAAACAAAACAAAAACUUUUUAUGACUUAAAAGUAUUUUUAAAGAUUCAAUUCAUUUGAUUAUAAAAGCGUUUUGAGAAAACAUACGGAAAAUAAUUUUUGUGUUCAUUUUUGAGUUCAUUUUUUAUGACUGUCUCUCGGAGUUUAGUUAACAAAACCC
Oppiella nova is the source of this 1590-nucleotide messenger RNA. The record is from the annotation of a GenBank genome assembly. NCBI's taxonomy places the organism in Eukaryota, Metazoa, Arthropoda, Arachnida, Sarcoptiformes, Oppiidae.